GUAACGCUUUCGAAAUGUUGUCUUCCCAUCUGUCUUCUGCUGGUCGUUUCUCUCACCAUUCUUUUCGCCGUUCCCUAUUACUUCGCUUUCACAUUUGCAGACGUCCAAACUCACACAAAAAGCACUGGAUACGGUGCAAGCACAAUUGUUGCAAGAUGUUGCAAGAGGCAGCCGGGUCUGUUGCAUUUGGCCGAGUGGCAUGCAGGCAUAUAGCUGGCUCAAAGACCCAAAUCAUAAAAGACUCAAAGACAUGCGACUCUUUGUGAUAUUGCUGUGCGGGGCGUUUUCAGUGCGUCGUGCUGAAUUAGUUCGCUUCAGAUUAGGGAUGAAGCUCCAGAAUGCCACUUCAAGUGUGCACAUUGCAGGCAGCUUCAACAAUUGGGAUCCAACUGUCACAAAGUUGAGUGAUAUUGACGGUGAUGGUUCCAAAUUUGAAGUUGUUCUUUCAUUGGAUCCAGGAACCUAUGAAUUCAAGUUCAUCAAUGGCAACUCUUGGACUGAUGCUGAGGAAGUUCCUUGGGCCUGUAGUGAGCAGAAAUCCGGGCACUUCAAUCGCUUUCUCUCAGUGAAAAGCAACGAGUCAGCAGACGUUGAUGUUUGCUUUAGCGCAUGUGUCCCUUGCGAAGUCCUUCCACCGUGCAAGCUCUUCACUUGCCCACCAUCCAUGGUUCAUCGCCAGAGCGAGUUGGACACAAUUGCCACUCUGUCGGGGGAGUGUUGUGAAUACAGUUCACCCUUCAACAAAGAUGUUGUGGUGCGUAGCGCUGGAUGGUCUGAUGGCAACAAUGUGUCAUUCUGGUUGAAUGGUAAAGUGAUCUUUGCAACAAGCCGCAGGGGUCUUACUGUCAUUCGCUUAUCCAUUGAAGGAGAGCCCCAAGAACCUCAGACCUUUGACACGAACAUGAACUCCGUUGAAUUGGAAGCGUUCCUGGAGAGUGUGCCCAGCAACACCACAAUUCUACUUGGAGCAUCAGACGAGGCUUCACAGGGUCUAAGUCCAAGGGCACAAGACCUGAUUGAGUCCUUUGGAGGUCGGCGGAUUUCUCACUUGACGUGGCGAGGAUCCUACGCUUUGAUUGGCGUGAAGAAUGGAUCAGCUUUUGCUGAGGCAAUCACAGAGUCUGGGGAAGGUAUGGCAGUUGCUGUUGGCAUUGUGCCAUGGAUUGAGCUGCCUCCAACAGAGGGCCUGGAAUGGUGUGAUGCUAGAGCUGCCAUUCCUGCCACCAAGGGAAAACUACAUUCCAGUGGCAAUCUGGAAAUUCAUGCGACUGAUGGCAACUGCAGAUAUCCCGUUUUUGAAGCGGACAGUGUGAAAACAUGCUUGAGAGGUCCCUCGGGAGGUCCCGGAGGGGCGUGGGUUGUAGUGCUUGGCACCUCCAACGCGCAGCUGCUCGCCAACACUCUCCUCUUUAUGCUUGCGGAUGAAGCUGCUCUUUCUCAUAUUCACUUUGGCGAGUACAACUUUCAUGACUUUGUGAUUGAAAAUGGCACUAUCAGCUAUCACAAUAUGAUUCGCAUUGAUGACAUCCCUCCUUGUAAGCAGAAUACAACUGGACCAACCACCCAGGAGCAAGAAUGCCAGGAGAUUUUUGCUGGGGAGCUCUCCAAAGCCCCAGCUCCGUCAUCUGAACGCAUCCGGGUGACCAUGACGAUUUCGUUCUUUUGGGAACGCGUGCGAUCCAUGAUGGACAUUGUGGAAGCAGAUGAAGCCUGGAAGGACGUGAAGGUUGGCUAUGUGACGCAGGUAGUGGCCUGGUAUUUGGUGUGUCAGAAUAUCAAAUCGUAUCUUUGCCCAAGGACGGAAUUGAAGUCGGAGACUGAGGAUGAGGUCUUUGCAAAGUUCGCAGAUGAAAUGGAUAUGGCCCUGAACCACAUGGAGAGAUCUUGCUCCACAGGCCGUGCUGCACAGGGCUUUGGUUGCGUCGUGGGCACCAACAGCUACACCGAAGCACAGGGGUCUUUGAUUGAAGCCUUUCGUGGAGGCCGCUCUAAACCCCAUCGCUUAGGUCGCUUCAAUGCAGAGGUGAUGCGCUCCAUGACGAGCCGAGCGACUCCGAUGUUUCGUGCCUUGGACUUCUUUCAGCUGGGUGAAGCGAUGCCGCGCGAGACCAUUGCAGGUCAUGGUUCUCAGACACUUCAUUUGUGGCUUUGGAUGCUUAUAUUUGGAGGAUGGUGUCAUGAAGACUUGGCUUCAAGAAACUGGCAUGUUGAGUUCCAUGGACAGCUUUGCAGCGCAGAACAUGUGGAUCCCAUAUACUGUCCUCGGAUCACCUACGGUGUUGAAUGGCACUGUAUGAACAGCAUACCCUGCAUGAUCAAGGCAAGUCCCGAGUUGACAACUUCAACCACGCUGCCAGCUGUUGUGCCUGUGACCUUCAAACUUGACAUGAGCAAUGAAGUUGUUUCAGCUAUGGGGGUGCACGUGGCUGGCAGUUUUCAGCUCUGGGAUCCAGCAGCAACACCUUUAGGUUUGAACCAGGAUCUCAUCUAUGAAGCAACAGUUUACCUAAGCCCCGGCUCCUAUGAGUACAAGUUUGUCAACGGUGAUUCUUGGGGUGGCGAGGAGCAAAUUCCAACCACUUGCGGCUUGGGAGAGUUUUCCAAUCGUAUCUUUUCCGUGAAGGAUACACCUGUAGUUCUGGAGGCCUGCUUUGGUUCAUGCUUACCCUGCGACGCAAGUGGAACAAGCCUGACUGUCUCACAAACAGGCACAAAGACCGCAACCAGCACUAUCACCAGAACAACGACAACUACGCUGGAGCUUUUCUUACCCGUUGAUGGUGGCAUAGACAGAGCAUGCCGUGGGGCAAGCGCGGGAGACAACCAUGCUAGCUAUUUUCAGGUGAUUGAGACAGCCAGUCUCGGCGAGUGCAAGCUUUCAUGUCUCGGAGCCAGUCCCGACUGUGUUGGGAUCGAAUACAGUCUGGGCCGCUGCGAGAUUUGGACUCGCUCGGAAGGCAUCCAAGCAAGCAUCAGCCUUUCCGGUUUUCAAUGCUACAAGCGCAAGAGAGCAGAUCCGACAUUCUCGUAUUUCCAUCCGGUAGAUGGUGCCACAAACCGCGCCUGCCGUGGUGAGCACCCGGGAGAUAACCUUCAGAGCUACUAUGAUGUUUUGAGAUUGCAAAGUUUAGAGGAGUGCCAAGAACACUGCGUCUCCCGUUCGGCAGCUCCUUGUGUCGGAAUCGAGUAUAGUUUGGGACGUUGUGAAGUUUGGCACCGACCGGAGGGAAUUCAUGCCAGCAUCCAAUUGCAGGGCUUCGUUUGUCAGAGCUAUGAGCCACCACGCCGAUUGGCCAAGCAGCGCUUUCUGAGAGGAUAAUGAUUCGAUGAUAUUCGAUGUUAAAUUUUGUGUACAGCCAUUGCUUGCUGACAUACAGAGUGACAUGGGCUGGCACAAGUGAGCUGUCUUCUUCAAGGGGGUUGGCAGCCUUCUCCAGCUCAUUCAAUUCAGUAGGCUUCUGCCCAGGCAGGGCAGCAAACAACUUUUUCCUACGGGCUCUGUGUCACGGUUGGCGGGGACUGCUGGCAAACUCGGAGGCGAAGCCAUAAGAGGGC
Molecule: messenger RNA, 3555 nt
Organism: Durusdinium trenchii
Lineage: Eukaryota; Dinophyceae; Suessiales; Symbiodiniaceae
Source: the annotation of a GenBank genome assembly